This is a messenger RNA of Neomonachus schauinslandi (Hawaiian monk seal), 2385 nucleotides long. It is a transcript of the gene ZNF503, whose product is annotated as zinc finger protein 503. Gene Ontology annotation, cellular component: nucleus. NCBI's taxonomy places the organism in Eukaryota, Metazoa, Chordata, Mammalia, Carnivora, Phocidae. Gene Ontology annotation, biological process: negative regulation of DNA-templated transcription. The coding region runs from base 209 to 2152 and encodes 647 amino acids. The transcript has 2 exons. The record is from RefSeq and is a predicted model, not a curated record.
UCCCGCUCGGCCACGGCACCGCUGCGGGCCACCCAGGAUUAUUCGCUUCUGGCUCCAGGCGCCGAGAAGGCGCGCUGGGUGCCCGUGGCCGCCGCGCCAGCUGCUCCUCCUCCUACUGCUUCUGCUCCCCGGGCGAGCGCGCAGCCCGGAGCCCGCCCCGCGCCUCCCGGAGCCCUCCCCCCGCUGCUCCCAUGCGUGCGGGUGGGUCAUGAGCACAGCGCCCUCGCUUUCUGCCCUAAGAAGCAGUAAGCACAGCGGCGGCGGCGGCGGCGGCGGCAGCAGUGCGGACCCUGCCUGGACCAGCGCGCUCUCUGGAAAUAGCUCCGGCCCCGGCCAAGGCUCGUCCCCGGCCGGCAGCACCAAGCCUUUUGUGCACGCUGUGCCCCCCUCUGACCCUCUCCGCCAGGCUAACCGCCUGCCCAUCAAGGUGCUGAAGAUGCUGACGGCACGGACUGGCCACAUUUUGCACCCCGAGUACCUGCAGCCCCUGCCUUCCACUCCCGUCAGCCCCAUCGAGCUUGAUGCCAAGAAGAGCCCGCUGGCGCUGUUGGCGCAAACAUGCUCACAGAUCGGGAAGCCCGACCCCUCGCCCUCUUCCAAGCUCUCCUCUGUCGCUUCCAAUGGGGGCGGCGCGGGCGGUGCCGGCAGCGGCGCCGGGGGCGACAAGGACGCAAAGUCGGGCCCCCUCAAGCUGAGCGACAUCGGCGUGGAGGACAAGUCGAGUUUCAAGCCGUACUCCAAACCCGGCUCGGAUAAGAAGGAGCCGGGAGGCGGCGGCGGCGGAGGCGGUGGUGGCGGGGGCGGCGGCGGGGGGGUUUCAGCAGAGAAGUCCGGAUUCCGGGUACCGAGCGCCACCUGCCAGCCAUUCACGCCCAGGACAGGCAGCCCAAGCUCCAGCGCCUCGGCCUGCUCGCCAGGAGGCAUGCUGCCUUCGGCCGGGGGCGGCCCGGAGGGCAAGGACGACAAGAAGGACCCCGACGUGGGCGGCGGCGGUGGCAGCAGCAAGGGUUCCGGGGGCACCUCGGCCGAAGGGGGACCCACGGGGUUGGCGCACGGCCGGAUUAGCUGCGGCGGAGGGAUUAAUGUGGACGUUAACCAGCACCCAGAUGGGGGCCCCGGGGGCAAGGCUCUAGGCUCAGACUGCGGCGGCUCAUCCGGCUCCAGCUCCAGUUCAGGCCCCAGCGCGCCCACCUCCUCCUCGGUACUGGGCUCUGGGCUGGUGGCUCCGGUAUCACCCUACAAGCCGGGCCAGACAGUGUUCCCUCUGCCUCCUGCGGGCAUGACCUAUCCAGGCAGCCUGGCUGGGGCCUACGCUGGCUACCCGCCCCAAUUCCUGCCACACGGCGUGGCACUUGACCCCACCAAGCCAGGCAGCCUGGUGGGGGCGCAACUGGCGGCGGCCGCGGCGGGCUCUCUGGGCUGCAGUAAGCCGGCCGGCUCCAGCCCCUUGGCCGGGGCGUCGCCGCCAUCCGUGAUGACAGCCAGUUUGUGCCGGGACCCGUACUGCCUCAGCUACCAUUGCGCCAGCCACCUGGCAGGGGCGGCGGCAGCCAGCGCUUCGUGCGCUCACGAUCCGGCCGCGGCGGCCGCGGCGCUCAAGUCAGGAUACCCGCUGGUGUACCCCACGCACCCGCUGCACGGCGUGCACUCAUCGCUAACAGCUGCCGCCGCUGCCGGAGCCACACCGCCCUCCCUGGCCGGCCACCCCCUCUACCCCUACGGCUUCAUGCUCCCUAACGACCCGCUCCCCCACAUCUGCAACUGGGUGUCGGCCAACGGGCCCUGCGACAAGCGCUUCGCCACGUCCGAAGAGCUGCUGAGCCACUUGCGGACCCAUACGGCCUUCCCCGGGACAGACAAACUGCUGUCGGGCUACCCUAGCUCAUCGUCUCUGGCCAGCGCUGCCGCGGCCGCCAUGGCUUGCCACAUGCACAUCCCCACGUCGGGCGCUCCGGGCAGUCCCGGGACGCUGGCGCUGCGCAGCCCCCACCAUGCGCUGGGACUCAGCAGCCGCUACCACCCCUACUCCAAGAGCCCGCUCCCCACACCCGGCGCUCCUGUGCCGGUGCCCGCCGCCACCGGACCCUACUACUCCCCCUACGCCCUCUACGGACAGAGACUGACCACGGCCUCGGCGCUGGGGUAUCAGUGAGGGCGGUGGGGAGGGUUAGCGAGGGAGAGAAAGGAGCAGGGGGGGAGGGAGGAGCCGAGGGAAGGGUGGGAACAGGGGAGAGGCUACUGUCAGCCGCGCGUGGGGAUGACCCGGGCCAGGAAAGGAAGAAUAUAUAUACCGUAUCUAUCUACCCAAAACAGCGACCGAGACCCGGUGGGAAAUUCCCCUUUCCCCCCACCUCUCACCUCCCCACCCACCCAAACUUUAUAAAA